Molecule: messenger RNA, 803 nt
Organism: Ciona intestinalis (vase tunicate)
Lineage: Eukaryota; Metazoa; Chordata; Ascidiacea; Phlebobranchia; Cionidae
Product: ADP-ribosylation factor-like protein 16
Molecular function (GO): GTP binding; GTPase activity
Source: RefSeq, a predicted model, not a curated record
UACUGACCAAUGCUUUUAAUGUAAAAUAGUUUUAUAUUAUUUUUUAAAAUGUCGGUCUUAAUGAUUGGACCUUCAAAUUCUGGAAAAUCAACUUUGUUAAAAGUCCUGUCUUCGCAUCAAGAUACCAAUGCAUCGGUAAAAAAAACAACUGCAGAAAAACAAUUCAAUGAACUCCCACCCACUAUACCUACUGUUGGGACCAAUAUACUUGGAAUAAAUGUUGGUAAAAAAUGUGUCGUUGAGCUACGAGAGCUUGGUGGCUCUAUGGCACCAAUUUGGGAAAGUUAUUAUUCACAAUCCGAUGGGUUUAUAUUCGUUGUGGAUGCAUCAAAUACUCAACAGAUUUCAUCCGGUUAUGCAUUUCUGAAGGACAUAACAUCAGACACACAAAAUACAAACACUCCCAUUCUAGUGUUGUUUAAUAAAAUUGAUAUUCCUACAAUGACGAAUGUCAAUGAAUACCGAGAACUUAUGCAACUUGAACACUUCAUGAAAACUGUGUCAUCACUUAGUUAUUUAGAUACUAGUUGCAAAGAUAAAUCUGGUAUUGAGGAUGUUUGUAAAUGGUUAAGAUGUUUAAAAGAUGUCAAACGUUAAAAUAUUUAUGUUUUAUUUGUAUUUUCAUCAAUCUUUGUUUUUUUACAUAAUAUAUAUCAUAUCUGCCUAUCUGUAUCUGGUACAUUCUUUUUUAUUGGAUCAAAUUUCUUUGUAUAGAUGUGCAAUGAUUUAGUAAAAAACCAUUGUGUGUAGGUUUGAUAUGUGUAUGUCUUAUUAUUUUAUUCAUGCAAUUGAUAUUUUUCUAG